Kalmanozyma brasiliensis GHG001 is the source of this 1209-nucleotide messenger RNA. RefSeq names its product tRNA(Ile)-lysidine/2-thiocytidine synthase. The transcript has a single exon. Gene Ontology annotation, biological process: tRNA wobble position uridine thiolation. Gene Ontology annotation, molecular function: tRNA binding. Bases 1 to 1209 code for a protein of 402 amino acids. NCBI's taxonomy places the organism in Eukaryota, Fungi, Basidiomycota, Ustilaginomycetes, Ustilaginales. The record is from RefSeq and is a predicted model, not a curated record. Gene Ontology annotation, cellular component: mitochondrion; cytosolic tRNA wobble base thiouridylase complex.
AUGGCGCCGAAGCUCUGCGUCAUCUGCAACGCCGAGCGAGCAGUGCUCCGUCGGCCCAAGACAGCACAGCAGAUCUGCAGAGAAUGCUUCUUCUAUGUCUUCGAGACUGAAGUCCACCACACGAUCGUCUCGAACAACCUCUUCAAGCGUGGCGAUCGAGUUGCGAUCGGCGCAUCAGGCGGCAAAGAUUCGACCGUCCUCGCCCAUUGCAUGAAGGUCCUCAACGAACGUUACGACUACGGGCUCGACCUGUUUCUUCUCAGCAUCGACGAAGGCAUCACGGGCUAUCGAGACGACUCGCUCGAGACGGUGAAGCGCAACCAGCAGCAGUACCAGCUUCCACUCAAGGUGCUUGGCUACGGCGAGCUGUAUGGCUGGACGAUGGAUGACAUCGUCAAGAGCGUUGGGCGGAAGAACAACUGCACCUUCUGCGGCGUGUUCCGACGCCAGGCGCUUGACCGUGGCGCAGCAACGUUGGGCGUCGACCACAUUGUUACGGGCCACAACGCAGACGACGUCGCCGAGACGGUCCUCAUGAACGUCCUUCGCGGCGACAUUGCCCGUCUCGAGCGCUGCACCGAGAUCGUCACCAAGGGCCCGGACGGGUCGGAGGAUCCGGAACACGAAGGCUGCGGUUCCAGCAGCAACACCGGUGUCGGCGGCAGCGGCAUCCGACGCAGCAAGCCCUUCAUGUAUGCAUACGAGAAGGAGAUCGUCAUGUACGCCUACUUUAAGAAGCUGGACUACUUUUCGACCGAGUGCAUCUACUCGCCCAACGCAUACCGCGGCUACGCACGAACCUUCCUCAAGGACUUGGAGUCGAUUCGACCCUCAUCGAUCGUCGACAUCAUCCAGUCCGGUCAGAACCUCAAGAUCUCGAAUGUGGUCAAGCAGAGCAGGAAGACCGAGCUGCAGGACUGCCAGAGGUGCGGAUAUAUCUCGUCGAACAAGGUGUGCAAGGCGUGUAUCCUGCUGGAGGGGCUGGAGAAGGGGACGCCGCAGUUGGGCAUCGGGAGCGAGAAGUCGAAGAAGGUCAAGGACAUCAGAAUAGAAAAUGCCAAGGAGGCCACAGCAGUGGCUGCAGAGGGCGCAGAGGAGAAGAAGAGCGAGAGGAGGAUACCAAGGUGGACAGGCAUAGCGAAGGAUGCACCGCCAGGAAGCUCGUUACCCUUCGUACCGCCGCAGCAGAAAGUGGAUCUCAGCUUCUGA